Guyanagaster necrorhizus is the source of this 840-nucleotide messenger RNA. RefSeq names its product concanavalin A-like lectin/glucanase. Gene Ontology annotation, biological process: carbohydrate metabolic process. The transcript has 7 exons. NCBI's taxonomy places the organism in Eukaryota, Fungi, Basidiomycota, Agaricomycetes, Agaricales, Physalacriaceae. The record is from RefSeq and is a predicted model, not a curated record. Gene Ontology annotation, molecular function: hydrolase activity, hydrolyzing O-glycosyl compounds. The coding region runs from base 1 to 840 and encodes 279 amino acids.
AUGAAUCUUCUCACAUUCGCUUCAGCUGUCUCUCUUCUCAUACCGAGCGCCUUGGGAAAGCAAGCCCUCUCUUCUCGCCGGGACUCCUGCGAUACUUAUGUCCUCUCAGGAAUCUCUGGUGGGUUCACAGAACAAGUCUCUGUCGACUUCACUUCUGCCCAGUCUAGUGGGGAUGCUGCAAACUUUCUUUCACAGCACGGUCUCUCCAUCAGUAACUAUAACGUUGCUUCGACUCCAGUUGCACACGAUUUUGUUCCCGCAAAUGUUCUCCUUGGGAACGGUGUUCUUCAGUUGAAAGUCACCUCUUACAGCGGGAGCGGCAGUGUCGAAUCUGCUGAAGUCGUGACAGAUGAUACCUUUGCAUAUGCCUCUGUCCGGACGGUACUCAAAUCCAGCGCUACAUUUGGGGUCUGCGAGGGAAAUUUCUUCUACUUGAGUGACACACAAGAGACUGACAUCGAAAUCUUAACGUCCACGACUCUCACUGGGAACGAUUAUGUUUCUGCGGGGGUUUGGAUGACCAACCAGGCUACGGUUGAGGGCGGGACCAAAACUACUGACAACGUCGAAUUCACAUUCGAUCCAUCUCAGGACUUUCAUGAAUAUCGUAUCGAUUGGUCUCCUUUGGCAACAACCUUUUACAUCGAUGGUAUUCAGAUAAACAACUUUUCGGACAAUGUUCCUUGGGACAGUGGCUACUGGAUCUGGAAUGCUUGGAGCAGCGGUGACCCAUACUGGUCCAAUGGACCCCCUACAGCUGAUUCAAUCACAGAGAUCAGGUCGAUCGAGUUGUACAAGGGAUAUACUUCGACGACUUCGGGUACCAUCUGUAACGUCUAA